Molecule: messenger RNA, 934 nt
Organism: Zophobas morio
Lineage: Eukaryota; Metazoa; Arthropoda; Insecta; Coleoptera; Tenebrionidae
Product: alpha-tocopherol transfer protein-like
Exons: 4
Coding region: 51-902 (283 amino acids)
Cellular component (GO): membrane
Molecular function (GO): phosphatidylinositol bisphosphate binding
Source: RefSeq, a predicted model, not a curated record
GUUUCAGAACACACUCUCGAAACAAUAAUAAGAAUUUAACACACAUAGUGAUGGAGAGAAAUUUCUUCGACGUCGAAAUCGACUACGACGUAGACAACAACUUGAAGAAACAAGACGUCUGGAAACUCAUAGAGUGGACAAAAGAAGAACCUCAUCUACCAGAAAUUAACGAGGCACAAGCAAUUCUCUUCCUCCAAAGAUGGCAAUACCAGAACGAAAUCACUAGAGAUGCAGUUGAUUCUUACUUCACAUUUAAGACUUAUUGCCCAGAACUACUUGUCAGAGGCGACUUAAGUAGUUUAGAUGUAAGUUUGAUUACACUAUUACCGAAAACACCAGACGGAACGAACAUAGUGUACAUUAGAUUAUUGGAUGUAGAUGCAGAUAAGUUUGAUCUUGCCACUCAAAUGGUACAUCUAGAUAUGACCCUUAUGUCAAAUCUUUAUAAAGAGGGCAAUUUCAACGGAUACGUGGUGAUCGUAGAUAUGCUAGACGUCCCUUUUAAUGUGAUAUCUAAGCUCGAUCCACUCCAAUUAAAGAAAAUUUUGUUUUAUUUACAAGAAGUGGUUCCAUUACGACUCAAAGCGAUCCACUAUGUUCACACUAAGUCAUUUAUGACUCAAUUUUUAAAUUUGGUGAAAGCUCUAGUGAAAAGUGAUAUUUUGGUCACUGAGAACCAUUCCAUUGAAUGUUUAGCAAAAUAUUUUCCAAAAGAUUGUCUACCUGAAGAAUAUGGAGGUUCAGCUGGGAAUUUAACCGUUUUACAUGAAAAAAGUAAACGCAGAUUCUUAGAAAAUGCUGCGUUGUUUAAUUGGGAAGAUAGACAAGCGGCUGACGAAAAUAGAAGACCUCCUGAUAACAAAAUAUUGACGAACAUUGUCACUUUUUUCCACAACAAAUAGGUUCAGAUAUUACUAAAAUAAUAAUAGUAUAA